Serpula lacrymans var. lacrymans S7.9 is the source of this 2228-nucleotide messenger RNA. RefSeq lists its product as uncharacterized. The record is from RefSeq and is a predicted model, not a curated record. Lineage: Eukaryota; Fungi; Basidiomycota; Agaricomycetes; Boletales; Serpulaceae. The transcript has 3 exons. Bases 171 to 1679 code for a protein of 502 amino acids.
GUCGCUGCUCCAACCAUUGUGCUCAUCUUUCCGUCGCUCUCGUCGGCAUUUCCUUCGUUUACCUCGACAGCCCAACACCGGGGUCACGUUCUUUACCAACACCGAAGGGCUUUGCCCUACAUAGCACUGAACAAAACUGCACCGAUAGUAUAUAGCGUCAACUUUACAUCAUGAAGAGAGGAUUCACCCAUGUUCGCGUUGGCCACGCUGGUGCCGCUGCCAAUCACCACAAAAAGCGUACUUCCUCUUGCACUUCUGGCGGUUUAUACACCAGUCCUACCACUGGAGCAUCCAUUUCGACAGGCAGUCCCGUCAACGUUUCUUGGGAUACUACCUGUCUCAACAGUUCAGCCAUUGAUAUUUAUUUAUAUGCUCCAUCUCUCGCCACUUCACUUAUUCAUAUGUGGCAAAAUGUCAACUACGGUCUCGGUAGCUAUCAGACUACCCUACAACCUCAAUGGUGGAAUGACUCAUCAUCCAUCGACCUUCAGUUCUCUAUACUGGAGUCUGGCACUUUUCUUUACCAAAACACUCUUCCUGCCGGGCCUAUAUUCACUGCCACUUCUUCCGGUUCUUCCACGGGAUCCAGUGGUGCUGGGACAUCCGCCGGUAUCACGAGUGUCGACAACUUCCCGAGCAACCACUCAUCCGAUAAGGGCAAGAUUGCUGCUGGUGUGCUGGUACCCUUAAUCUUCAUCGGCCUCGGUAUUGCGGCUUACCUUAAGAUGAGCCGUUCGAAGGGAAAGGAGAAGCGAAGGCGUUUCAGCGAGGCUAUCGACAAACGUAUGUCCACAAUCUCUACCGAUUGGAAAUCGAUGUCUGCAGCUGGCGCAAGUGCUGCCAUUCGCAACAGUAUCGCAGUAUCCAGUGCUGGAAAUCGCAACUCCUCCUUUUCGUUCGGUGCCAUUCGCCCGGUCAGCACAGUCGCUGUCGAUGGUGCUCAUUCGAACAAUGAGAAACUUAGUAUGGACUCAUCUGCUUCUCCCGUGAGCCACCUGCGUCCCGUGCGACCCUCCGGCCUUGGAGAUCGCGUUUCGCGAGUAUCAUUCGCUGCUGAUGUACGCCCCUCCAUGGAGUCUCGCCGCACGGUCACCAGUCGCGCUUACCACACUGGUUUCGUGCCCCCUGUUCCUCCGCUUCAUGGUGCGGGAGAAUUGUCGCCUACGCAAACCAAAGGCGCUUUCUCUUUGACUCCAGAAGAUAUCCGGACUCGGAUAUCUGUGUCCGGAGACUUCGCGUCCCGUCCUAGUAUGGAUGAAGUCUUCCCUGCCCUAAGUAUGAUGCGCACAGGUGCUGAAACCCAGAACCUGGGAGAUGACUAUCUCUUGCCUCACAAGCCAAGUGUGGAAAUGCCUACACCCCCGAGUCCCAUCCAUGCUGCUCCUACGUCACCCGUUGGUAUGAUGCCUAUGCCUGCCAGCGUUAUGUCUCCCGACGAAAUGCUGCGUGCCUAUGCCGAACGUAGGAUAGCAUCUCCUCCACCAGUGGGUGCUCCGACUUUUCCGCUACCUGUUGUGAACUACAAUGGCAACGGCAUGCGGACACUGUACUCUCCAGGUGCACCGGCACCGGCCUCUCCUGCUAUGGCCAGGCCGCCUAGGAAGAGCAUUUCCUUUGCCGACGAGGACGUUGGCGUUGUCGAGAACGCCGAUGAUACUCACCUUGGUUUGGCUACUUGAUUCAGCCAAUCUGUGCGAUACCUUCACCCAUCCUGUGUAGUAUGAUGCCAUGACAGCCCUGUGAGAGUAGUUUGGAUCUUUUACAAUCUGUUUUCUCCUUUUUUGAUAUUGCUUCUGCUCCUUCCAAUUUUUAAUUCACGGAGUUGUAUCUUAUUCCAGAAAUUGUUACAUUAUUUCUAUCCUUUCCCCUUGGUUUUGAAUCCAGACAACCUUGCUUGCUUAGUCUGGUUCAUGGCAGGCAUCCAUACCCGCAGCCUGAUGCUCAACUCCCUUGUUCGCCCGUUUUGUUUUGUUUAGGUAUUAGUAGUUUGAGCGCUUUUCUUCCCAUCAGCCUGGAGCUCUUGCUUGAUCGUCUAAAUCGCUAUGCCGCGUUUUUGCACAUGGCUUGGACGAGUUUUAUUGACAUUUGCGAUCCUAUUUCAUCUCUACUGUAAGAGUCGAAUACGGUUAUGGAGGUGUCUAGGACUGAUUCUGGUAGAGUGCACCGGAUUUAAAUUUUAUUGGUUAACUGGGUUUUCAAACAUUGAUUAAUAUUGAUUGUCAGAUUAA